AUGACUGAGCCUGUUGACGUCACUGGAAAUCACGCUUUUCGGGCGCCAAACUUUGGUCAAGGCGACCAAAGGGGCCCAUGUCCUGGACUGAAUGCCCUUGCCAACCAUGGAUACAUCUCACGAGAUGGUAUUGCCGGGUUCUUCGAGGUGAUUACUGCAGUAAAUCAGGUCUACGGCAUGAGUGUCGAUCUUGUUGCGGUCCUCGCUGUGAUGGGUACCGUCGGUGUUGGCAAUCCGCUGUCGUUACAUCCGAGCUUCUCGAUUGGUGGCAAGAGUUGGAAAGCCAGUAACCUAAUUGGAAAUCUCUUUGGACUGCUCGGAACUCCCAGAGGUCUUGAUGGGGCGCAUAACUGGAUCGAGUCGGACUCCUCGAACACUCGCGAUGAUCUGUAUGUGACUGGCGAUGCGUCAACCAUGAAUAUGACUCUAUUUCUGGAGGCGUACAACUCCUCGGACGACGUGAUUCUCUCCAUGGACAACAUCGGCGCCCGUGCCGCAAAGCGGUUUGAAGAAAGCAUAUCGAUCAAUCCAUACUUCUACUACGGCCCCUACACUGGCAUGAUCGCGCGAAAUUCCGGCUACGCCUUCACUGGACGUAUCUUGAGUAACCAUACCCAGCAGAACCCUCUCGGAGGUCAUCUAGACAAACAUAUCUUUGCCAGCUUCUACGCAGUCUACGAAGAGAAUGGUCAGCUGGUAUACAGAAAGGGACACGAACAGAUUCCAGCAAACUGGUACAGAUUGCCCAUGGAUUACGGUCUGGUAGAACUCAACAUGGAUCUUGUAGAAUGGUUCAUGAAGUAUCCGGUGCUGGCCAGCAUCGGAGGUAAUCUCGGAAAGGUCGACACUUUUGCUGGCGUCGAUCUUCACGAUGUUACUGGAGGUAUCCUCAAUGCAACAUCGCUGCUGGAGGGUAACAAUCUUGUUUGUUUUGUGCUUGAGAUUGUCAAGACAUUCUCGCCUAAUUCUCUGUCCUCGCUCUUCAAGACGCUCGAAGCUCCGUUACAGCUUGUCAACAAAGCUAUUCUCGACCCGUUGCUGGACCUGAGCUGUCCUGCAUUCAAGGACAUGGAGAUGGACGGCACCGAUCUGUUGUCCGGACUCCUUCGGAAGUAUCCUGGUGCUGGCAGAAGUGGCUUUGCUUUCUAA
Messenger RNA from Aureobasidium subglaciale EXF-2481, 1149 nucleotides. RefSeq lists its product as uncharacterized. The record is from RefSeq and is a predicted model, not a curated record. Gene Ontology annotation, molecular function: peroxidase activity. NCBI's taxonomy places the organism in Eukaryota, Fungi, Ascomycota, Dothideomycetes, Dothideales, Saccotheciaceae. Bases 1 to 1149 code for a protein of 382 amino acids. The transcript has 6 exons.